Molecule: messenger RNA, 1425 nt
Organism: Diaporthe amygdali
Lineage: Eukaryota; Fungi; Ascomycota; Sordariomycetes; Diaporthales; Diaporthaceae
Exons: 2
Coding region: 1-1425 (474 amino acids)
Biological process (GO): ubiquitin-dependent protein catabolic process
Cellular component (GO): cytosol
Molecular function (GO): polyubiquitin modification-dependent protein binding
Source: RefSeq, a predicted model, not a curated record
AUGUCUGACAAGGCGGAGGACUCCACUUCCGCCGAGGCUCAGAUCACCUUCAAGGUGAAGGCCUCGGGCGACAAGAACCACCAGAUUACCAUGGCCGAGACUGCUACCGUUGGCGAGCUGAAGACCAAGCUUGCCACCGAGCAGUACGAGAACAUCCCCGUUGAGCGACAGCGCCUCAUCUACUCAGGACGCGUCAUGAAGAACGAGGACACCUUGGCCUCCUACAAGGUCAAGCCCGGCAACACCAUCCACCUUGUCAAGAGCGCUGCCAGCAAUCCCGCCCCGGCCCCGAGUGCCUCUUCCUCGUCUCCCAUUCCCCAGGCUGUACCAAGCAACAUGGCAGCCGGCACCUCUGCCAACAACCUACUGGCCGGCCUGACCGGAGCUCGCUUUGCCGGCCAUGCCAAUCUGCCCAGCGCCAACAUGUUUGGUGCCGAUGGAGGUAUGGGCGCACCGCCUAGCGAGGAUCAGAUGGCAGACAUGCUGUCCAAUCCCAACGUCGCCCAAGCCAUGAACGAGGCCCUGAACAACCCUCAGCUCGUCGACGUCAUGAUUCAGAGCAACCCCAUGCUGAGAGACAAUCCCAACGCCCGCGAGAUCAUCCAGUCGCCCUUCUUCCGCAACAUGCUCACCAACCCAGACAUGCUACGAACAGUUGCCCAGAUGCGUCGGUCCAUGGGCGGAGGCGCCGGCGGCGAAGCCUUCCCAGCUCCCGGCGCGACAGACACGACGCCCGCUGAUGCCGCCGCUGCCGGUAGUGGCGGAGCAAACAACGCACAAACCCCGCAGUUCCCUUUCAUGAUGCCAGGCAUGUUUGGCGGUCCUGGUGCUGGUGCAGGCGGUGGUGUUGAUGGCACAGCAGGCCAAGGCGCCAACCCAUUCGCUGCGCUUUUCAACCCCUUUGGAGCAGCAGCCCCGGCUACUCCUCAGACCGGCGCCGGUGCCGCUACUGGUGCUGCUGGUGUCACCCAAACCCCUUCCGGAGACGGCGCUGCCCAGCGGGACGCGUCUGGAGCGGCCGGCUCGGCGCCCUCUGGCCAGCCCGCCAGCAAUUCUCCCUCCCAGCCCCCCAAUCCAUUUGCGGGACUGCUCGGUACGCCACCAGGAGGCGCUGCGAACCCUUUCGGGAUUACGCCCGAGAUGAUGCAGAACUUCACCCAGAUGAUGCGAGGUGCGCCACAAGGAGGCGCUGCGAACCCUUUCGGGAUGACGCCUGAGAUGAUGCAGAACUUCAUGCAAAACUUCAUGGGCGGUGCGCCCGAGCCUGCCGCACCCGCUGACACCCGACCCCCCGAAGAGCGCUAUGCUGAGCAGCUGAGCCAGCUGAACGAGAUGGGAUUUUAUGACUUCGAUCAGAACGUGGCAGCGCUGCGCCGCAGCGGUGGUAAUGUGCAGGGGGCGGUUAACUUCCUCCUAGGCGGAUAA